GACUGUGACAUCACCAAUGUCCUAUGACAUCACCAAUGUCCUAUGACAUCGCAAUAACUCCCCCACUUCAGGAGACACACAGGCUAAGGAGACUCAUUUCCUAUUGGAAAGCCGACUUAACAGGAAGCAAACCAAAGGAGACUAAUAUUAUUAUUCUAUUUUCUUCUGUGCGGCCAAAUACCAUGGCAGCACAGCGCAGUGCGCUACUGCUCUGCAUCCUGUACCUUCUCUGUGGUGCAGAGCUGUGUAAUAGCUGCUUCACCUGUCUGAGGACAGCUGCAGAAAGGGCAAGCAUUUGCCGAUAUGCACAAUCUAUGGAGAAGAUGGACGGCGUCGAGUGCCUGGAAAAGAUACGGAAAGGGUUUAAACCUUUGGAAAACAUCCCACUACCGUUUACAGAGAUUAACAAGAUUAGAGAGCAUCUGGGAGGCUUUAAUAUAACAGUCAGAGAGAUCAGACCAUCGCUCUCUGCAAAGGACUGGACAGCGGCAUUUGAUCUAAUGAUAAAGGAUUACAUCAAGGAUGUGAAAUCGAUCGCAGCCAAGAACCCAGCUGAGAGGUGUGUACCCAGGUGCGGGAUACAGAAAGCGGCACGGGUGUUUCUGUGUGAUGAGUGCACAGUGCAGGACUGCAAUGCGGCUGUAGAGUGUCCCCUGGAGGACAUCUAUGCGAAGGAGCGCGAACUGACCAACAUUUUGUGCGUUCCACCUUUCACCCUCCCCAGCACAAUAACGGUAACAUGGAUGUUGGCCCGGAACCUCAGGGUAGCGGACAUCAGUUAUUGUAAAACCAUAUAUACGGGGGAAGAUGUGCACAUCCUGAUUAAUCCCACUCGUAAAUACCACGAGGGAACGUACGCCUGUCAGGUUAGGGAUGCGGACGACGAUGUGAUAGCGGAGAUGUUUUAUUUCCUGAAUGUCACCCGGAGUAAAGCAAUCGAAUACUCCGAGCUGGAGGACGCUUUCAACGAGGUCGUGAAUUCAGAAUUCAAUCCAGAGGAGGAGCAGGAGCCAGAGCAACCGCCGUUACGCACCAGUAUUGAGGAUAUGAUCAAGCAUAAGAUACUAACAAGCACCAAAUUCUGCGUCAUCCUCACAAUCGCCUUGGCACUGGUAAUCAUGGUGCUGACUAUACUGUGUGUACAUCUGUGCUCUCAUGCAACGAAUGUCGAGGAUCCAGAUGAUGUGUGAAGAAGCUGCGCAGCUGGACCCCGGAACUGUUCUAUUCUCCUGCUCUCGCCGCUGCGCAACUCGGCUGCUGUACUGCCUGCAGUCUGGGACUUUCCAAAUCUGACACAGCAAGCAGUGAUGCCCCCAGAAAAUAGCAUUGCUCCAGGUAGCAAAUAGAGACGCCUCCAGUACUCCACCCCACCUCCAGUUAGAAUGCCAUCUGAGAGAGAGCAACUGGGGGUGUAGG
This is a messenger RNA of Pseudophryne corroboree (corroboree frog), 1416 nucleotides long. Its product is annotated as sperm acrosome membrane-associated protein 6-like. Lineage: Eukaryota; Metazoa; Chordata; Amphibia; Anura; Myobatrachidae. Gene Ontology annotation, biological process: fusion of sperm to egg plasma membrane involved in single fertilization. Bases 24 to 1190 code for a protein of 388 amino acids. The transcript has a single exon. The record is from RefSeq and is a predicted model, not a curated record.